CUUUAGUGUAGAAAGUUCAAUCACAAAGUGCAGUUGGUAUAAAGAAAAAUAGUGUGUUUGGAAGAAGAGUAAACGUUUAACACGUUGCGUAUAGAAUUGAAAAAAUGGAAAUCGAUAUGGUUGACAAUUAUGAACAAUUGAGACAUUUAUCAAAUCCUGUCGUGCAACAAUUAGACGAUGAUAUGCAGCUGACAUUGAUAAACCUUCCUGACGUUUGUUUGGAGGCGAUCCUGUCUAACCUCUCUUACGAUGAGAUUUCUAAAUAUAGGAUUGUUUGUAGACAAUUCAAUCGGAUUUGCAAGAAGUUACUUAAUCGUGGUUUUAAUUUGAUGGAAAAAUACCAUGCACAGUGCCUUCGCGCAGUCAAGAGUAAAUUACCGAGGAGAGAAUCCGAGAGAAGAAGUCACCCUCUCGCACGUCAUUGUGACAUAUUGACGGCGAUUGAAACACGAAUUUCCAUGCUAUCAAUGACAUUCAUUAAAUAUGUGGAUCUGAACGUUUGUUGUUUUAUUCCAGGAAAGGUGAUUGAUGAAAUUUUUCGUGUCCUUCGAUUAAUUCGAGAAACAAAGACACCACCUAGAGCACACGAAAUACUUCAAGAGCUCCGUGAUAUAAGCAGUAUGGCUAUGGAACAUUUUGAUGAGAAGAUUUUGCCAGAUUUAAAGCACAAUAUUUGCACAUCCAUGAUCGGAACUGUAAACUCGUACGAUUUACCUAGCGGAAUCAUGAUCUCCUCCAAUAGAAAUAACUCUGCACUGCCACAUUGCAACAAUCACAGCUCAAGCUGCUCGGAGAAGCUAAACCAAACAUUUAAGAAAGUUAACAAUCGUAUGAAGAGGAAUAAGAUAUUUUUCCUGUCUGUGAGAAAUCAAAUGAGCAGAAUAAAGCUCAGAAUGCAGAGGCAGGAUUAUCAGAUACGAAUGCAAAAUUUAAAAUUGCAGAAACAAAUGAGAAAGAUACAUGACCAAGACAUGCAGUUGGCCGAGAUGCGGAAGCAUCUUGAGGAAUGGGAGCAGAAAAUGGUCGAUUUGACUACCGAAUUGAGCCGGGCGCGAGAAGAGACUCAGAAUCCGGAUUCGUUGGAAAGUCGCAAGCGAAAAGCGCACAUCGACAUUAUCAAUACUGACGCCGAGACGCUUCAACAGACGAAUGAGUUGCAUGCUAAGAAGCGGAAACUUAUAGUGGAAAGAAAAUUGUCAAGUGACGCGCAGGACAUGAAGUUUAAGAAAUUUAUGUCGGAAUUACUUGCGAAAACUGCGUUAGAUAAAUACCUCGUUGGUCCGUCGUGCUCGCGUUAAUUUGGCUUUUCUACUUAAUAUUUUUAUUGCACGAAAAUUUUGUGCAGAAUUAAGGCUCCUGGUUCCUCGCCUCUGACGUCACAAUCUAACGUGGCCAUGGCGAGAACUCGGAAGCCUUAAUAUAUUCUUUAUAUGAAAUUUUUUAACUGUUAUAUAAUAUAAAAUAG
This is a messenger RNA of Nylanderia fulva, 1465 nucleotides long. RefSeq names its product F-box protein pallbearer (gene pall). NCBI's taxonomy places the organism in Eukaryota, Metazoa, Arthropoda, Insecta, Hymenoptera, Formicidae. The record is from RefSeq and is a predicted model, not a curated record. Gene Ontology annotation, biological process: protein polyubiquitination. Gene Ontology annotation, molecular function: protein binding.